Messenger RNA from Chara braunii, 7474 nucleotides. The record is from the annotation of a GenBank genome assembly. Lineage: Eukaryota; Viridiplantae; Streptophyta; Charophyceae; Charales; Characeae.
GGCGUUGGGAGUGGUGGGGACCAUCAGACACGCUUGCAUGUGCGGCGAUAGCAAUCUGUGAGAGAAGGGUUGUGGUUUCAGGGUGAUUACGAGGACGAGAGAGACGGUGAAUUGAAUGACUGUGUACUCGUGAGCCAAAGGGUCAUUUUACGGGUUUUGAAGGAACUUGUCGUGGAGAAGGAGCGGUAAGCGCGAAGGUCAUCGGAUCCCGCUAGAACGAAGGAGGAGGAGGAGGAGGAGGAGGAGGAGGAAGGGGACGAGAAAGAAGAGGAGAAGAAAGGAGGAGAAACCAGAGAAGGAAGAGGAGGAGGAAGAGGAGGAGGAAGAGGAGAGGAGAGGGGGAAGAAGAAUAAGGAAUAAAAGAGGAACGCAAAUUAAGGGAGAAAACCCGGUGGUGGUGUUUUCAAGUGAUCUUCUUCGUCGACGGGAACGCUUUAUGUUAGUGUUGAGGUCUCGGGAAAUCUGCCGGCUAAUUGUUUGUGGAGGUUAAUAAGGCGAUAUUCUGACAAAUCAUCAUGCUAUUGAUGACUUGGAUGAACUCCUACUCUGUCGAGGCGGAGUGCCAGAGCAUCUGGAGCGAGAGUCCAUGAACGAUCAUCACCUUGAUGAUGGAGUAUGCCCUCCACAGGGAUGCCGUCACACUUCUAAUCGAAGAUUUUACAGUAGAGAAGACAGCAGAAGCGGCUGUGCCAUGGAUGGGAACCUUCGAUGGCCUAAACGAGCACGUGCAUGCAUUACGAGUAGUAGAACAGCUGCUGGGACGGACCACCACGACAGCUUCAGAAGAGUGUUGCAGUCUCCUUCCGUCGCCGAAGAGGUGCGUCCCUUUCCAAGAAGGUCGAUGCCCUCUGGCAGCAAAACGAGCGGGUGCACGGCUGUGCCGCCUGUGCAGCCGUCAGAAAGGGGGACUGUGGCUCUCAGAGAAGCAGACAACAUGGUGGGAACGGCAGAGCAAGAUACCGUGUCAGUGUACGAUGGCGGUGGCGGUGGAUCGCCAGUGGCGAAGAGAUUCUGGGCUCAUCAGGUGGUGAUGUUGGCGAACGCAGCGGAAAUUCUUGAGGCAAGUAGCAUGAAAGCGAAGAGCAAGUGGGCAAGGGAAACAGCGGGAAGAAAUGGGAAGGUGCCAAAGAGUGCAAAGCUUGGAUCAUGGAGAGCGAGGAGCGAAGGAACGGAAAAGGAGGGAUGUCAGGAGGACGUUGACAAUGCGGAAGACCAGGAGCAAGCUGCUCUUGGACUGACAGAAUUGGCGAGCCUUGUAACGGCGCAGGCGAUCAUUGUCCCUGUCCUUGUGAAGGUUCAUGAAACUGGUUUAAAUGAGGGGGUUAAGAAGUCGAUUGUGGAGCGAGAGGGCAGAGAAGGUGCCAGUGGUGCAAUAGACGAUGCAGUCUUCCACAACCUGUGCCGCGUCAAGCAGUCGGAAACUGCUGAGGAUGGAGGGGACGUUAGAGUCAAGCCAAGAAUGGAACCAAAACAAGGAGGGGCUUGCAGGCAAGGACGGUUUUCUAAAGCUGACAUGGGAAUUGACUGUGAAGGGGGCGGCAAGAGCGAGAGCAGUCAAGAGGGAAGAAGCGACCUGUCGGUUGAGUUGGUAUCGGAGAUCCGUCCUAAGCAUUCCUUGGAGUUUGCAUGCACCACCGCCGAGGGAAAUGGCAAGGCGGCCAUGCAUGAGGAGCGUGUGGUUCGUGCCGGUCCACACGGGGAACAGCGAGUCGGGGAGGGGGCAUUUGUUGCGAGGGACGAUGAAGAGGAGGUUACGGCAAGGCACAUGGCGGAGAGUAAGGAUGGAAUGGGGAUAUGGGAGAAGGAAACUGAAGAAAGGGAGAGUGAUAGUCAACAGGAGACAGGGAAUUUGAGUGGGGGUAAUUCUUUUGAGAAAGAGGAAGAAGAGAUGUGGGAGCAAGAGAACGGGAACGAGAUGGAGAAGGAUAGGGAAUUCGACAGUGAUGAGAAAGAACACGAGGUGAACGAUGAAGAGAGACAGAUAGAAGAGGGGAGGUGUAGAGAUAUGUUUCAUGAUGUUGACAUUUUGAAGGAGAGGUCAAGGAGGUAUACACACAGCAUGGAAGGCAUGCAAUCAGAGGAGGGGACUGAGGAAGGUGGGUGGGCGGACGGCAAAUGCACGAGUGAUGUCAAGACCGAAGGGGUAAGCAUAAUUAGAAAAGCACAGGAAAGGGAAAAGGAUAAAGGCAUGGAGAUCAAAAUGGUGAAAGAGAGGGACAGGGAGGAAAGGAGUUGGAAGGGGGAGGACAUGAGCGGUGUGAGUGUAGGUGCCAGGGGAGGAAUGCUGGGCGGCGUUUUACAGAGACAAGUCAGCAUAGAGCAAUACGAUGGGAGGAAGGUAGAGGUUCCUGGGAAAGUAGGUGUUGCAAAGGGCCGACGCUCUUUUGCGAAGAGGAGAAAGGAAGGUCUAUCUGUGGGUGAUUGCGAAGCUGGUAAAGAGAAUGGGUUCUGUCCUCCAAACAGCUUGCCCAUUUCAGAUCAGGACAAGGAGACUCCCACUGUUUGUGCUGAGCGGGCGCUUCCAAGAAGACGGCGGAGGCGGAUAUCACAGGAAGGAAGUUGGGUAAAUGGUGACCAUUCCCAUAAGGACGAGCAAAAUAACCGCUGUAUGCAACACUGGGGGCGAGUUGAGUUGCAGCAGUGGCAUGGAAAGCGGGAUAUGAAGCCGGAGGUUCCGGCUCUGGUCGAAAUGCUGCCAAGCCCGGGAAAUGGGGUAAGGAGUGAAGAUUCUGGCUCGCCUAGCCAAGCGGUACCAGUACCCGUCUCUCAAGAUAUGCUAGAAGCCCAGAAGUUGGAGGUUAAUGGGAAAGGGACUGUGUGGAAGAGAGUUGGCAAAGGAAACGAGGGAGAGGAGGAGGCAACAAGCAUGGAGAGGGGGGAGAGAAACGGAAUCGACGAUCUGGUGAUGCUGCUUCGGGCGAAGAGGCAGAGCCACGAUUCAGGCUCCCUACGACAUGAGGAAACGGAGUCCUUCGGUAACAGAGGGUUGUUAGGUCGGGAAUCAGACGCGGAGAGGGAGGAAGGAAGCAGGUUGGAUUGGGUUGAGGCGAAUGCUGCUUGCAGUUUGCGGAAUGAACAGAGGGAAGAAACGACACCUCUCUCUGAGGAUAUAGUAGGUUUGCAUACGCCUCAGCAGAUGAGUCGUGGCCUGACAGGGUCAUCAGUUUCGCCCAUAUGUUCAACUGGCGGGUGUAGCGGUGUGAGGAUUCCGACGGGCAGGAGAGGAGAAAGGGGAGGGGGUAAUGCCCAGGGUCUCAGUGCAAGCCCUGGCUUAUUGCCCAAGGCUGCUGUGGACUUGGAUUUGCGGUUGGGAGGAGGCAGUGAGUGCAAGGAAUGCACUCCUGAGACACCACAAGGGUCUUGUGACAGCCGGCAUGUAGUAGGAGGGGUGCUGAAAAGUGGGAGAUCAUCGCGAGGAGGUAAGGCAGCGGCGUUUCUGCAGCGCUGUGGAGCCAAGCUAUACCAGCAGCAAACUGAUGCAGCAUUGCUUAGCGGGUCGUCUAUUGUCUCUGCUGGCAAUGCGUGCGAUUUGUUAGGAUCGUCAGGGACCUGUCCUGUGAGCGCAGUGUUACCGUCAAAACAUGUACAUGCUGCUCAACACCAAUUUCCAGCCUCAGACACCGGGGACCGGCAAGGUGCACAAGGUGCAUCAUCGUCCCCUGCGGAUGCAGAAGUUUCGGCGGAGAUGGCAGACCAGGAUUGCUCUCAUGUGGAUGUCAUGGAGGAUGAUAGUCGGCAAACAAGGGUGAUUGAUGCGAAGCUGAAUUUUCACAUGGAGCAAGGGGGUCCGGUUUCACCGACUGCAUUUGAAGGACAGCCUGCCGGAUGCUCAUCCCCAGAACCGCGUGAUGGUUUGGGUACAGGCGAGGGAGUCAGUUGCUCAAGUGGGAGGGGAGACAAUGAUCAGGCGGCCUGUGAAGAAGACGACUGUAUCCGACUCGACGAUGAAAGGCAAGCUCGGUGCGAUAUGGAGGGAGUGGAAUGCCGUUCACAUAGAGUGGGAGCAGCACGGUCCAUAGAUGUGGGUGAGGCGGAAGGUUGUGUGGAUGGAGGGAAAACAGGAAGGGGUUCAGAUCUUCCAACCAGUCCAGAUGAUGAUCAAGUGGAUAGCCUUGGAAAGAAGAGAGUGAAUGCUGCUCUUAAUGUGGACCAUUCUUGUUCCAAAUUACUGAGGGGGGAUAGACAUGGACAGCAAGCGUCAACGAGCCAAGUCGCAGAAGAGAAGGAUUUACCUGCCUUGAUGUGUGAAUUCGGGGCCUCCGGUCCAAUGAAUGAUGAAUCUGGUCCUUCUCAACAAGCGGAAUGUGGCGAUUGCACUGCAGAACGACAUCCAGUAUCACCGAAGGUUAUUCCAGCAGAAGGUGCAGCCUCGACUGCUCGACAGAGGCGGACGGCAGCACAGCAAAAUGCGGCUUCACCCCUGGAUAAGCCACCUCAGACAAAUGCGUGUGACAAAGGAGUAGAGCAGCCUGCUGCAACUAGCGAGCCUUUGCAGUCGUCACCGACCCCGGAGCGAAAGACAGUGCGGAUCAGCGUAAAUGCAUUUGAGCUGCCCGAUGUAACAGUUGAGCUUUCUUCAGUGGCUUCCAUUGCCACUCUACAGAAGAAGGUGGCUGAUCGGGUUGCUCGGUUGAUGCUGCGGAAUUUGCGACCUCGCAUUCUCAUUGGGGGAAAGUUGAUGGAAGAUGAAAAGGCAACAUUGGCCGAAUGCGGUCUGACAUCUGAUGAGAACAUGAUUGGGUUCCGGUUGGAGAUAGACUCUGGAUUGGGAGAUCUCCUUGGGUCAUCUGAGGAUAAGGAUGUCGCUCUUCCGCCUGCCACUCCCGCUCCUGUUGUCGGGUUGCCUCUUCCUAUACAACAGAGCAUUGUGCCUGGAAGCUCUGGCAUGUCAGAUGAUGGGCCCCCUCCGACGAAGACGUUCUCUGGAAGGGGAAGAGGGAGGAAGAUGAUGAAGGGUCGUGCGAGACGGCCCUCGGGUAGUGAAGACGGGCAACGUACUUCUACUUAUUCAGGAGGACAUGCAAUUGCCCAUGCUCUUACAGUAUACAGGGCUCACUGCAUAGGAAGGGGGCAAGGUCUAGGGAGGGGCAGAGGCAGAGGUCGUGGACGGGGAAGAGGAAGAGGAAAGGGUGUGGGAUUCAGUGGAACAAGCAAGGAAUCUGAUCCGGAUUCGCGACAAGUGAUGCAGACUUUGAGCGUCACUAAAGGAAGGGUUGCUGCAGCAGAAGCUCUUGCUGCGAUCCGUGCACAGGCAGAGGCUGAAAGGCGAGACGAAGAGAUAUUGUGGGAGGAUGCGGACGGUGAGGACAAUGACGGCGUUAACUUCGAUGACAACAGCAGUGAUGGUGAAGAUGGCCUCACGGACACAAGGAGGACGAGUGGAGAUGAAGAUGGAGAGUACGUUGCUAGCCGGCAAGUCACAGAUCCAUCUAUGAUUAAACUUCAAGGGAAGAGGAGAGUGAGGAGGCCAUUCUCUGUUGCAGAAGUAGAAGCCCUUGUCAGUGCAGUUGAGCGUCUGGGGACUGGCAGGUGGCGGGAUGUGAAAGUGCAGGCAUUUGCUCAUUCAAAACAUCGGACAUAUGUAGAUCUGAAGGAUAAGUGGAAGACACUGGUUCAUACGGCACAAAUAGCGCCACAGCAGAGGCGGGGUGUGCCUGUCCCAGAUGGUUUGCUAGAAAGAGUAACGCACGCCGCGGCGUUCUGGGGGGUACGUCAGCUCACCAUGUAGAGGGAAGCUGCGGCUUUGUCGGUGUGGGUUGUGAUAUCAGAAUGGGAGAGACUGAAGUAGGGAGGAGCACGAUUUACGAGCGCUAGAGUGCCGGCGGAAGGAGAGGUGUGUGGCACAUUCUACACUGAAGAAAGCUGUCUGGCGCGGGUUAUGUCUUGCCUCGAGGCCGGUGAGAUUAUUACUUGAGCCUCCGGCAUUCACUAUGACCUCCUAUGGCGACUAAGAUCGCUUUCGUCUUUUUUACUUUGGCAUUUUUUAUGUUCACUGCAUGCCCUUCGUCGUCAGAAUCCAAAACUUUGUCCCCUUCUGUCCCCUCCCCCCCGCCUCCUGUCAGUGUUCAAACCCACGGUUAGUCACAGCAGUGCAAAUGUGGCUGUUCAGCAAUUGGCAUUUCCAGAGCAUUGUUAGAAACCGUUGUCAGAUAUAAAUUGUCUUUUACGUUUAGUCGGCGCUUCCAGCAUCCGUCUUGGCCUUCUCUUGCUGUCGCUUGGCUCUCUCCACUCCCAUGGAUGGAUACACGAGCUUACGCAUUCAUUACGCGAAAAGAAAUUCUUCAUUUAUUUUCCCAUCGGUAUUGACACCAUUUGAGGUUUUCACAGUGUGCCAUUAUAAGUCUCCCAUUUCAUUCUUUCCGAUGGGCUGUUUUUCACUCUGCUAUUUUCCGACUCCUGACCAUUCGUUGACGAUUUGGAAGCACACAUCCUAGUUGUUGAUUGCAACGUGCCUCAUCGCUUCCUUUCCGGCGUGGAUCGAUGGCAGUCUAGCUGGCCUCCUCUUCUUUCAGCUUGUGUUGUAGCGGUGCGUGAGCUAUGGAACCUAUAAGAUGAGCAAUAAGUUAGAAGAGAGGGUGAUUUGCGUCGACUGUGUCGCUCAGUACGAACAGGACGUGUCCUCCCAUCUGCGGAUACUGUCGUCAGCAUAAAGAUUUGCAUCCAGGUCACCCAAAGUUGUGCCGUCUUGAUGUGCAGGUUGCUGCACGAUCUUCUCAUUUCCAAUCCUGAUAAGCCAAGUCUUAUCAAUCCGACACCCUGCUAUCUUCUUGCUUUUUUUUUUUUUUCCUGUUUUCAGUCAGUGUUGGUUAUUUGUUCUUAGUUCGCCUUUGGCAUUCAUGGCAUCAGCGAUUACAAAGGUGUGAGGCAUUGGUGGUGGUUGAGGGCUGAAGGACUUCAGCUGCCGCCAGGGUCAGACGAGGCAUUAGCCUCCUGGAUAGUGGCAACAAGGCACUGCUUCCUCUUCUUGCAGAUCAUCACAUGUUGUGGGCACAGCCCUGUCCUGCACUGCAGCACACACACACACACACACAGAGAGAGAGAGAGAGAGAGAGAGAGAGAGAGAGAGAGAGAGAGAGAGAGAGAGAGGGAAGGAAAAGUGGAACAAGGGUGGCAUGGGAUGAACGGCUUCCAAUCGUGUUUAGUUUGGAGUGUAGUUGAGGUGACCGCUGGCUGUGAAGGUUAGGGAACGGAGGAGAGCGCAGAGUUGGGGGAGGGAAUUGGGAGGAAGAGUUAGUUCGACUUAGUUGUGUUUUGGCGUUGUGCCCACAAUGCUUUGUCCUGGGCUUCAAACACUGCAAUCAGGUGCCUACUUUGUCAGCGGAAGAGGAGUGCAGUUGGUUUUCCAUGCAUAUGUUUGCACGGCAUUGACGUAUAGGAUCAAGUCAAGUUUUCGGGCUCUUCAUUCUCAUGUUAUCUGCCAAUAGCAUUUGGAAAGCAAUGAUUUUCAUCUGUUCAAUAAAGCAUUCUUCUUGAG